ACACAGACUGGCAGCGGGCGGGAGCGGGAGCGGGAGCGCGGCGCACGCCCCGGGCCAGCCCAGCGCGCGAGCGAGCGGGCGAGUGUGCCGGGAAGGAGGAGGGCGGCGGGGAGGCGAGGCUGCUGGGGCGGAGGGAUCUGCGCAUCAAAGCGAACGAGGCGAGCAAAGUUUGGCUGGGGGUUGGCCUUUCCUUCCUGGAGGCGGCACCCAAACAGCUACCCCGUGCGGAAACCCAAACUUUCUUCUACCACUCCGAGUCUCGCGGCCGCCGCCUCCGACCCGCGCCUGGGGCCUCUCCUGCCCCGCGCCGCUGCUCUCCGCCCGCUCGCCUCCCCGCCGUCCUUCUUCCCGCCGUGGGAGCUGCUCGGGGCGCAGGGCGGCGCGCCGAGCCCCGCAGGCUGCAGCGCCGCGGCCCGGCCCGGAGCACCGGCAAGUUCACCGAGAGUUGAGGCGAAGUUUGGGUGGCCGCGGCCGGCUCCGGAGGAGCUCCCCUCUGCGCCCCCGGCAUCCCGCCGAGCCCAGCCCCGCCGGGGGCGCCCCUCGCCGCCCGCGCGCCCUUCCCAGCCAUGUCGUCCAUCCUGCCCUUCACGCCCCCGAUCGUGAAGCGCCUGCUGGGCUGGAAGAAGGGCGAGCAGAACGGGCAGGAGGAGAAGUGGUGUGAGAAGGCGGUCAAGAGUUUGGUCAAGAAGCUCAAGAAGACAGGGCAGCUGGACGAGCUGGAGAAGGCCAUCACCACGCAGAACGUCAACACCAAGUGCAUCACCAUCCCCAGGUCCUUGGAUGGCCGGCUGCAGGUGUCCCACCGGAAGGGGCUCCCCCAUGUCAUCUACUGCCGCCUAUGGCGAUGGCCCGACCUGCACAGCCACCACGAGCUUCGGGCCAUGGAGCUGUGUGAGUUCGCCUUUAACAUGAAGAAGGACGAGGUCUGCGUGAACCCCUACCACUACCAGAGGGUGGAGACCCCAGUUCUGCCCCCUGUGUUGGUGCCCCGCCACACGGAGAUCCCGGCCGAGUUCCCCCCGCUGGACGACUACAGCCACUCCAUCCCUGAAAACACUAACUUCCCCGCGGGCAUCGAGCCCCAGAGCAAUAUUCCAGAAACUCCACCCCCUGGCUACCUGAGUGAAGAUGGAGAGACCAGCGACCACCAGAUGAACCACAGCAUGGACGCAGGUUCUCCAAACCUAUCCCCGAAUCCGAUGUCCCCAGCACACAAUAACUUGGACCUGCAGCCCGUCACCUACUGUGAGCCGGCCUUCUGGUGCUCCAUCUCCUACUACGAGCUGAACCAGCGCGUCGGGGAGACGUUCCAUGCCUCGCAGCCGUCUAUGACAGUGGACGGCUUCACGGACCCCUCCAACUCGGAGCGCUUCUGCCUAGGGCUGCUCUCCAACGUCAACAGGAAUGCGGCGGUGGAGCUCACGCGGAGGCACAUCGGGCGAGGCGUGCGGCUCUACUACAUCGGAGGGGAGGUGUUUGCAGAGUGCCUCAGUGACAGCGCUAUCUUCGUCCAGUCCCCCAACUGUAACCAGCGCUAUGGCUGGCACCCAGCCACCGUCUGCAAGAUCCCACCAGGAUGCAACCUGAAGAUCUUCAACAACCAGGAGUUUGCCGCCCUCCUGGCUCAAUCCGUCAACCAGGGCUUCGAGGCCGUCUACCAGCUGACGCGCAUGUGCACCAUUCGCAUGAGCUUCGUCAAAGGCUGGGGAGCAGAAUACAGGAGACAGACAGUGACCAGCACCCCCUGCUGGAUUGAGCUGCACCUGAAUGGGCCUUUGCAGUGGCUUGACAAAGUCCUCACCCAGAUGGGCUCCCCGAGCAUCCGCUGCUCCAGUGUGUCUUAGAGACAUUGGGUGUGAAGGGGGAGGGUAAGGAGGGUGGGCUUGGGGGAGAUGGCUGUGUAGGAAGUGGAGAAAAUUGAAACUCAACUCACUAUUGUCAAGAAGAAAUUUUUCUCCCUCAACCAAAGCGGCACCAACCUGUUUCCAAAACACAGAGGCAAACCCAGAGAUGGAUUUUAUGAACAGUGCAUCUACAGAACAUUAUUUGCCCUUUGCAUUUAAAGGGCAAGAAAUGCGCUUCUACUCUGGUGGCUUGAGCGCACAGGUAGCAUUUUACCACCUGCCCCUUCCCCCAACCCCCUUCUUUUUAAAUGACAGCAAUCUAGGAUGUCACCAUCCAACAGGAAACGGGCCUCUGUUCAGGACUGGAGUGUGGACUUCACCUUGGGUAUUCUUCAUAGUGGAGAGCCUUCAGGCGAAUGAACAAACCUCAUGCCCUGGCCUCUGGCACUUUGGACAAAUGCCUCUUCAGCUGAGCACUCCCAAGCCCCAGGUGCUGGCAGACCCUGCAUCCGGGAGCCGGACUGACCUGGGGUGGGGAGGGGCUUGUCUGUCUCCUCCCCUCUCAGAGCACACUGAUUGGUGUGUGUUCUGAACACGCAUGCAGGGCCAGUGAGAGAAGUUGAUGAGACACCUCUUUAAAAAAAACCUUUAAAUUUGUCCUCUCACUUUGAAUAGUUGGAAGCAUCUGCUGAGACUCAGUGUGUAUCAAUGUAUAGUUUAUAUUAUCACUUUAAUCUCAGAGAUCUGAAUUACAUGAUGAUCACAUGAAGCAAGAGGCAGUUGUCGCAUGAUGGCAUUUGGGCUAAGGCAGCACUACACUGCGUGGGUCUCCAGUCAUCCUGAGAGCUCACUCCAUAUUCUCAUGCAUUCGGCUGUACUGGUUUAUGUAGUCAGUUGCAUUAAUUAAAUGAACUUUAUCAUAUGCUCCUGUAGAUGUUCCGUAUUUUAAAAAGGCAUCCUGAGUUGGUACAUUGACUAGGAAACCAGAUGCAACCCAGCAAGUUCUCUCCCAAGGUGAAGCUUUUCCAGGCUUUCUUGAGAAGACACCUGCCAGCACUUUUGGAGACUGAAAUUAACAGAAGCAUAUUCACCAGAAGGGAAACAUCUCCGGCCAACAUAGGCAAAUGAAAAGGGCUAUUAAAUUUUUUUUUACCCCUUUGAAAAUUGCAGGCUUGGUGCCAGGAGGUCUGUCAUCUUUUCCCUGGGAUACAAGAUUAUUGAGCUCAUGGUGGAGGAUCCUCAGUGACAAGUACAGCAGUUAUGUUGUGUAAUCAGUACGGCUCCCACUGGCAAUUAGUGAGACAACAAUUAUAAAUUAUUUCAACUGGAAAACAAAAAGCCCACCUCUGUUGCUGGCCUUCUGCAGAAUACAGCAGGCAGAGCUACCACGUGGAACUGGUACUUUGUUCUUUGUUACUGUUUUUCUAUGAGAUGACUUACCCUGUUUUUUUCUUGCAUGGAUGUCUACCAGGAAAAAUAAAGGGAUUUCCUAUGGAAGUCCUGUCUUAUUCUAGGUGACGAGGAGAAAGUAUAUGCUUUUGGUAGGUAUGAGCCUCGACUGUGAUGACAUCUCUGAUGCUCUGUGACACUGGGGCUUCUUGGCGCCUCACCUGUGGGAUCCUACACCUCUGAAGCUCAGGCCUUGAGGUGUCUGAGUAGGCAAGCUGCUCUCCAAGCCUCCCAAGGACACGGGAAGGAAUGGGACAAGGACCUCACCAGACCUGUGCUAUUCUCACAGGGCAGUUGACAGAGAACCCAGACAACGCAACACCCCUCUCCACCCGAGGGUCAAAUGCUGCGGGUCAGAAACUUGUGCCAGGUGUAAAAUGAUUUGUACACCGCUGCUUACAGAUACAGAAAACUGUCUGAACCUCCUGACGUGCACUUAUGCUUCCAGUCAGGUCUGAGACUCAUGGUAUGAAUACUUCAUUUUGGCCUCUCUGCUGGAAAUGCCACCUCCCGCAAAGCCCUGGGCAGCGGCUUCUGAGGGCGUGCAGUCUCCACCUGCUACCUGACCCCCAGCACAGCUUCCUGUGGCACCAGCUGUCCACAGGUACUUGGGCACUAGCUCCGGGUACACCCGUUUUGACUAUCCAGUAGUCAUGCUGGGCUACGUGUGGACAGCUUUAUGGAGCCCUCAAGGCUCAGAGCGGAAGGCUGCUUCUAGGAGGCAUGAAGUGUUCUGUGUUUUCCCAGAAGCUACCUACUUGGUCCUUCUCCUCUGCAGACUACACUGCUGGAGAUGUGUGAGGAAAUGUUGGUAAGCCCACCUUUGGCAGCACUGAAAAUAAGUUUGGUAGUACCUGGAUGUUAGGACUUGGUGCUGUUACCAUCAUGGAAGCUACGCUACGCAGGUGCUUUGGGGGCAUGUGUAAUAGUAGUGUCUUUCCUCUAAGUCACAAAAAUACAUUUUAGUUUUAAAAUCCUGUUGUAGGAAUGGCAUUUAUACAUUAAAAAACCCUUUUACAGGACAGUUGAAAGAGGCAAGAGGAAAUAAGGGCAGUUCCAGAGGGGUGGCAGUACCUGGCGGCCAGCAGUACUGACUGCAUUUGUCUAAGCUGCACCUUGUGCGUUGCUCCUCCGCCCUGGGCUCCCUGCCACGUCACUGCUACCCUGUGGCUUGUGCUGACACUGACCUGAGGGUAGCCAGCACUGAGCAGAGGUCCGCAGCUUCAGCGACUCUCCCGGGAGCCAACUUCUAUUCUCUUCCUCCCAGUCCGAACUUUAUUUAGUAACUUAGAUCGUUGCAGUGCAAAUGUAGGUAGCUGCCCCAGCAGGUUCGGUUACGGGCCUGGGCUGGAACAUCGUCUCCGCUGGCCACCUUCUUGGCAGGCUGUAGAAGAUCUGAUAUUUCGGGACAAGCCUAGAGGCAGGAGCGGGGACUUUGACUCUUCUCUCCUAAUUUAGGAAGAGCACACAUGAGGGCAAGGCUGCUGGCAGACUUUUCCAUUGUCCUUAUGUUGUCUGUGUUGUAUUUUUUUAUUGACCGUGGUGAUUGUUUUUUUAAUCGUUAAUGUAUUGGAAUGAGCUGUCACAUGUAGCUCGCGCUUGGUUUUUGUUUUUCUCCACCUCCCCUUGAUGUCCUAGGGUUUGGAUAUAUUUCAGAGCUAAAUGUUUUAACUCAAACCACAUUAGGUGGCUUUCUUUUAAGUAGCGUGUGCGUGUCCUGCAUAUAUGUGAGGAGGCUGGGGAGAAGGCAGAUGCGAUUCCAUCCUCAGCCCCAAGCUGCCCUCACCGAGGCUCCGUAGCAGCUUCCUCCGGGCUAGCACGCACAUCAGGCCACUCUACACCAUUCUUAGGAGGAGGGUUCUGCAGAUGGCCCAUGGGACUAUUUUCCAAGGGGUCACCAGGAGCAGGAGAGGGCCUGGGUUUUGUUCUGGACCCUAUAUCUUAUUGUAUGACUUUGAGUGGCAGAGUUGUUUUCCCAAAAGUUACAUGAGGUCCCCACAUUUGAAGAAAACCUCAACACAGCUAAGUUGUGCCAUCUUUCUGUGUGACAUAAAUGGUCCCUUCUAGAACCCCUUGAAGUUACAGCCUUCACAAUGUAUAUCACCCUUUUAAGGAGUCAUCAGCUACUUCUCAGUGGGGUGGGCAGGCAGAAACAUACACAAGAGGACAUGGAUGAAACAGGAUGAAGCAUCCCCGACGGAAGGCUGUCUGUCAGCAGGGAAAUGAUAUACUGGCAACUUUUCAGAAACACAGCUGAAACACAGCUAUCACAAAAAAACUCACCUAUUGUGUAAACUGGAUUGAGAAAUUGAUUUUUUUUUUAAUGCUGAAGUAAUGUACACAUUCUAGCAUUCUGGUGUUUUUAUAUUUAUGUAAUAAUUUCUUAAAACCAUUUAAGACUGGUAACUAUUUAAUUUUUUGAAGAAAGUUGGAAAGGUCUUUCCUCCCAAGGACAGUGGCUGGGAGGAGCUGGGGCACAGCCAGCUCUGAAUGGUGGUGGAGGGUGCAGCUGACUUCCUGGCUCAGCAUCCAGAAGGCCCAACCCAGGCUGGCCGACCAAGGGGCAGCAUGCAAAACCAGGCAGCUGCGAGUCAGACGGAGGCCCUUCCCCCGGCUCCUUGGGAGCGGGCCCUCCGCCUUCCAGGGCUGAGCGGUGCUCAGAGCGUAGAGCCCCAGCCUGCCUCCAGGGGGCCGCCCCUCACCCGCUGUGGCCUCUGGGUGUCUGCAUCGGGGACAAGAUGUGCAGGCUGCUGAUGACCUUCACUCCUCAGCUAGCCUGACCUUUUCAUACCUUUGUAAAAAGCAUGUAUGUAUUUAUAGUGUUCUAGAAAUUUUUCUAACUUUUGUAUCUUAAGAGCAGAGCACCCGUCUAAGCAUUGUACCCCUAUUGUUUAAGAUUUGUGUCCUCUCUCUCCCUUGUAAGUGCCCUUCUAAUAAACUUUCCAGUGAAAAGCU
Manis javanica (Malayan pangolin) is the source of this 6248-nucleotide messenger RNA. RefSeq names its product SMAD family member 3 (gene SMAD3). Gene Ontology annotation, cellular component: heteromeric SMAD protein complex. Gene Ontology annotation, molecular function: RNA polymerase II cis-regulatory region sequence-specific DNA binding; DNA-binding transcription factor activity, RNA polymerase II-specific; I-SMAD binding. The record is from RefSeq and is a predicted model, not a curated record. Gene Ontology annotation, biological process: SMAD protein signal transduction; positive regulation of transcription by RNA polymerase II; activin receptor signaling pathway. Lineage: Eukaryota; Metazoa; Chordata; Mammalia; Pholidota; Manidae.